Molecule: messenger RNA, 1882 nt
Organism: Octopus bimaculoides (California two-spot octopus)
Lineage: Eukaryota; Metazoa; Mollusca; Cephalopoda; Octopoda; Octopodidae
Product: carbohydrate sulfotransferase 15
Biological process (GO): hexose biosynthetic process
Molecular function (GO): N-acetylgalactosamine 4-sulfate 6-O-sulfotransferase activity
Source: RefSeq, a predicted model, not a curated record
AUAAUAAACGAACAGAUGUAUAUAUAUGUGCAAAUAUAUGCAUAUGUAUAUAUGUUUGUGGUGUGUGUGUGUGUGUGCGUGUGUGUGUGUGCGUGUGUGUGUGUACAUAUAUCGAUGACCGAGGUGGAGGAGACGUGUUAUUUGCGAGAAGACAUGCACAUGAAAAUACACGACGCACAGGCAAAUACAACUUCAAGGAAAUUUUUUGAACUAGUUUACUUCUCUAGUUUAAUGGUUUUGAUAUUAAGAAUAACAUAACAGCAAAUAAUAGAUCAUCAUCAUCACCAUCAUCAUCGUCAUCAUCAUCAUCAUCAUCAUCAGCAUCAUCAUCAUCAUCAUCAUCAUCAUCGUUUUUAUCAUUUUCAUUUACUCAUUUGAACUUUCCGCGCAAGGGUGCUUCAAGAAACCGAUACCAUUUUCGAAUCGCUUCAAGAACCCUUGUUGGUAUGAAAUGCCGGGUGGAAAAACCUUAACUUUGCGUUGUUUACCAUAUUUUUAUCUGGUUGGAGUUGAUAAAUGUGGUACAACUGAUCUAUUUUCUCGACUAAGACAACAUCCAGAAUUACUCCGAACAAAUGCACUCAAUGGAAAAGAAACUCACUGGUGGUCGUGGAGGCGAUUCGGUGAUGGUAGUCCUACAGUUUUCUGGGAUUUCACUGGAUGGCCGCUUAUCGCGCAAAAUAAAGGCCUUGAGCAACCUACAGUCUUAACACCUCAUUGUAUUUCACACCUGACACCAAACGUUAAAUUUAUUUUGUUGUUGAGAAAUCCAGUUGAAAGAUUAUACUCAGACUACUUGUUUGUAAAAAGGAAAAAUUUGUCAGUAGAAGAUUUCGAUAAAGGAGUCAAGUAUUCUUGGAAUGAGCUUCAGAAAUGCACGGAAAAGCUCGAUAUCCGACUUUGCUUAUUUGAUAAAUCUCUGCAUAUGAAGACAACGGUAAGUAAAGUUGCUAUAGAGAUCAAUAAUGUGACUGUGCAUCGAUUUGCUGAUUGCCAUCAAUAUUUCAGCAAUAACGGCGAGUAUUAUCUUCGACUGAUGAAUUCAUCAUAAGAUAGAAACAGUAAUAUUUCUCUCUCGUAUUUGUCGGCGCACCUGUCGGUUUACCCAUCCCCUACUGCAUUGCAACUACCCAACAUACAUUCUACACUAAGUACCCAACUCCACACACUGAGUCACUUAAAUCAACAGACAAGUUGGAGUUCAUCAGUUUUAAGUGUCCCUGAGAACACACGUAGCUUUAUUCUUUGCACACCAAACACAACUAGGCUAGUGGGAAACUGAAAUAAUCCUUCUAGACAUGUCCCUCUGCAUCUGAAACACAACGAAGCCUCAGUACUCCAAUCUCUUCAAAACAUAGAACAAGACCUAUAACGUUUCGAGAAGUACGUCCAUCCCAUAAAACUGGAUGGUCUGUAUUCAACAUCCAUCACUUGAAAGACCAUUAUAUGAACAGCAAGAGAUGGCUUAGUCUUGCUUAGACACCAAACUUUCCCGCGCCCUAAACUGUAUAUUUUGGGUUCUUUUCCAAAGAAAUCGCCACGAACUUUGCAGAAACCUCUUUUUCUCCGGUAGCAAAUAAUCUUUUCUACUCUAGGCACAGGGCCCGAUAUUUUGGGGGAGGGAACCGAUCGAUUAGAUCGACCCCAGUACGCUACUGGUACUUGAUUUAUCAACCUCGAAAGGAUGAAAGGCAAAGUCGACCUCGACGGAAUUUGAACUCAGAACGCAAAGACAGACGAAAUACCGCUAAGCAUUUCGCCCGGCGUGCUAGCGUUUCUUAUUUCUUUACUGCUCACAAGGGGCUGCACACAGAGGGGACAAACAAAGACAGACAAACGGAUUAAGUCGAUUAGAUCGACCCCAGUGCGUCACUAACUGGUA